Molecule: messenger RNA, 3037 nt
Organism: Lagenorhynchus albirostris (white-beaked dolphin)
Lineage: Eukaryota; Metazoa; Chordata; Mammalia; Artiodactyla; Delphinidae
Gene: ELF1
Product: E74 like ETS transcription factor 1
Exons: 9
Coding region: 826-2670 (614 amino acids)
Biological process (GO): regulation of transcription by RNA polymerase II; cell differentiation
Cellular component (GO): nucleus
Molecular function (GO): DNA-binding transcription factor activity, RNA polymerase II-specific; sequence-specific DNA binding
Source: RefSeq, a predicted model, not a curated record
GUACUCCCGGCUCCGGAGAGGUGGGGUUGCUAUAAACGGGUUGAGGUCACGGAGAAGGGGCGAAAGCGCGACGGGACCUGAGCUGAGAGACGGGAAGCUCAAGCCUCACGUCCCCGCGUCAUCCCGCCUUCUCUUUUUUUCCCUGAGAUCCAGAACCUCCACCCUUCUUCUAGGCUCGCUGGCUCGUGGCCGAGGAGCUCGCGCGCCGCCUCCGCCCCGAACGCAAACAGCUGUUCCCAGAGACGUCGCCGCCCUCAACUUUGCCAACUAGUCCGCACGCACUUUGACCAGCAGAGCAGCCCGGACCUGUAGGCUGGGGGCCGUUGGCGGAGUUAAAAAAAAAAGAGGUGAAACAGCUGGUUUCGGAGCCGAGAGUCGCUUGGCUCGGCCUUGCCUCAGAACUUUCCUGAGGCGGCGGAGCGACCCAGCCCCGCCCCCCGGACGCCCGCGCGCUCGGGUCGGGCGCGUUCCCUGGCUCGCGAGCGCGUGGGCAGCGGCGGUAGCGACUCGGGUGGCGCAGAGGCGGCGGCGGCGGCGGCGGCGGCUGGAGUGGCGGUGGGCGGUGGAGCUGGGGAGCGGCGGCGUUUGCGCUUGUCAGGUCAAGAAGUUCUAGAGAAGAAAAAUUUCAGAAAAAUUGCCUCAAUUUAAGUAAAAUCCCAGUGAACGAAGAAAAUUUGAAGCACCUUCCUUAAAGAAAACCUGGUAUACAGUAACUUCACACACUUAGCUUGGGUUAUUUACACAAAUUGGUCACUGGACUCUGCUGCCUGGUACUUGAACCUGUUUGGAAUUUUUCUCAUGUGGAUCUAAGGGGAAUGCUUUAUUAUGGCUGCUGUUGUCCAACAGAACGACCUAGUAUUUGAAUUUGCUAGUAACGUCAUGGAGGAUGAACAACAGCUUGGCGAUCCAGCUAUUUUUCCUGCCGUCAUUGUGGAACACGUUCCUGGUGCUGAUAUUCUCAAUAGCUAUGCGGGUCUAGCCUGUGUGGAGGAGCCCAAUGACAUGAUCACUGAGAGCUCCUUGGAUGUCGCCGAAGAGGAAAUCAUCGAUGAGGAUGACGACGACAUCACCCUUACAGUUGAAGCUUCCUGUCAUAAUGGGGAUGAAACAAUUGAAACUAUCGAGGCUGCUGAAGCACUCCUCAAUAUGGAUUCUCCUGGCCCUAUGCUGGAUGAAAAGCGCAUCAAUAAUAAUAUAUUUAGUUCAUCUGAAGAUGACAUUGUUGUUGCCCCAAUCACCCAUGUAUCCGUCACAUUAGAUGGGAUUCCUGAAGUGAUGGAAACUCAGCACGUUCAAGAGACAUAUGCACACUCACCAGGACACUCAUCACCAGAACAACCUAAGAGAAAGAAAGGGAGAAAAACUAAACCACCACGACCAGAUUCCCCAGCCACUACACCAAACAUAUCUGUGAGGAAGAAAAACAAAGAUGGGAAGGGAAACACAAUUUAUCUUUGGGAGUUUUUACUGGCACUGCUCCAGGACAAAGCUACUUGUCCUAAAUAUAUCAAGUGGACCCAGCGAGAAAAAGGCAUUUUUAAAUUGGUAGAUUCUAAAGCAGUGUCCCGGUUGUGGGGGAAGCACAAAAACAAGCCUGACAUGAAUUAUGAGACCAUGGGAAGAGCCCUCAGGUACUAUUACCAAAGGGGUAUUCUGGCAAAAGUAGAAGGUCAGCGCUUGGUGUAUCAGUUUAAGGAUAUGCCGAAAGACCUUAUUUAUAUAGAUGAUGAGGAUCCAAGUUCCAGCAUAGAGUCUUCAGAUCCAUCACUGUCUUCAACAACCACUUCGAGUAGGAACCAGGCAAGUCGAUCGAGAGUAUCUUCAGGUCCAGGGAUAAAAGGAGGAGCCACUACAGUUCUAAAACCAGGGAAUUCUAAAGCUGCAAAACCCAAAGAUCCUGUGGAACCUGCACAGCCAUCAGAGGUUCUUAGGACAAUGCAGUCCACACAGACUCCAUAUCCUACCCAGCUCUUCCGGACUAUUCAUGUAGUACAGCCAGUACAAGCUGUUCCAGAAGGAGAAGCAACCAGUAGCAUGCAGGACGAAACAUUAAAUUCUUCCGUUCAGAGUAUUAGGACUAUACAGGCUCCAGCCCAAGUUCCUGUGGUCGUAUCUCCUGGGAAUCAGCAUUUGCACACAGUAACACUUCAGACAGUGCCAAUCACAACAGUUAUAGCCAGCACAGAUCCAUCAUCAGGUGCUGGAUCUCAGAAAUUUAUCUUACAAGCCAUUCCAUCAUCACAGCCCAUGACAGUACUGAAAGAAAAUGUUGUGCUCCAGUCACAGAAGCCGGGCUCUCCUCCUUCCAUUGUCCUGAGUCCUGCCCACGUACAGCAGGUUCUUACCAGCAAUGUUCAGUCCAUUUGCAAUGGAACCGUCAGCGUGGCUUCAUCUCCGUCCUUCAGUGCUACCACACCUGUGGUGACCUUUUCUCCUCGCAAUUCACAACUGGUUACUCACCCACCUGGCACUGUAAUCACUUCAGUUAUCAAAGCUCAAGAAACAAAAACUCAUAUACAGGAAGUAGAGAAAAAGGAGGUUGAAGAUAACUUGAAAGAAGGCACUGGGGAAACUGAGCAGCAGUCACAGCCUUAUGUGAUGGUGGUAUCCAAUGGAUUUACCUCUCAGGUAGCUAUAAAAAACGAACUGCUGGAACCCAACUCUUUCUAAGUAAUAUACCAAAGGAAUUACAGAUGGUGGUUUUUUAAUUGAACAUUUUCAGUUGUAUGCAAACUAUUGAUUGAUUCUAAGGUAAAUUCUCCAAAUGUUCCUAAUUUUAUAGUUACUUGUUAAAAAUAACAACUUAGAGUUAAUUUUGACUUUGUUAGAUGAGGGGAGGAAAACCCAAGUGUUUCCUUUUGUUCUUCAAAUGUUUCAGAAUUCAAUUGUGAAGGAACAGGCGUUUUAUACUAUGAAGACAUUCUUUUGAGAUUUUUUCCAGUGGCUAUAUCAUAAGCAUUUUUAAAGUUUCUUUUUAAGUUUUACAUUGUAUUAGCUUUUCUGAUUCUUCUGUAAAUACAGUACUUAAAUAUGACAU